GCGGUUGAAGGGAUUGUGGCCACGAGGGGUAUCGGAGGCGCAUACUCGGACACGCCCCGUCCACCUCACUCGCCCUCACACUUGUGGCCACCCUCGGCCCACUGCUCUGCCGCGUCCGAUCCUGCGCAUUUUAUAUGGGUCGGAGAAUUGCAGUGCUGCGAACGAAUAUGACCGAUCCAACUGUUUUUUUAUUGAAUCCAACAGGUUUGCACCUCGAGUGGAAUCUGUAGUUGAGUGAAUCUCAAGUUGGGGCCCUUUUGUUGCGAGUGGUGAAUUGUGGGAGGUGCUGUAGGGAACACUGUGAUGGCGUCUGCAACGUGCUCUCUGUGUGGAGCGGGCGCACUGGCUGCCUCUUCCUAUGGCAUUGAAGGGUUGAAACCGCAGUCGUGUGAGACGUCGGAGCGAAGUGGGUCUCGUAGGUGCGUUGCGGUGCGCGCGGCUGCGAAGGGCAAGCCUGGGAAGGGAGGCGAAGACAAAGAAGACAAGAAGUCAUUGUUUACUAGUCUUACGGAUGCGUUGGAUUUCGCGGCGGUGAGGUCGGAGAAAGACGCUGAGCUUCUUCAGGACGCGCGGCAAGCCACCAAAUCCGGCGAGAAAAUGUCCCGCGAACAAUACGGAGCAUUGAGGCGCAAAAUUGGAGGAACUUAUGGAGACUUUUUCAAAGGCUACGUAGAAGUUGAUGGGGCGUACGUGGACGAAGGUUGGGUCGACAAAACCUGCAAAUACUGCAAGAAGGACACGAAAGGUGCUCCCCGAACUAAGGACUCAAGUGGACGCUACGCACACGUUGCCUGCGCCGAAAAUGCUCCCAAGGGAAAUUUCUUUUCAAGGCUCUUCGGCCAGUAGCUGAUGCCGGUCUCAAGCUAUAUUCGAUUCCACCAUUGCAUGACGCCACACUCUUUCUCACUCCGAAAUGAUUCAUUCAAUUGCUCGAGGCAGUCAUUUGGUAUAUAAUUGGAACAAUUUAGAAUGACAUACCUGACAUUCUUCGUUUGAUCAUAAAGUAUCUCGUCAUCUCAGAGCGUAGUUAGUUUCGAAUUGACUUUUUGUAUCAUAUCCAACAGUUAUAGUACUAAUUUGAGUGAUCAUCUCAAGCAAUUUUUUUA
Molecule: messenger RNA, 1106 nt
Organism: Physcomitrium patens
Lineage: Eukaryota; Viridiplantae; Streptophyta; Bryopsida; Funariales; Funariaceae
Biological process (GO): positive regulation of DNA-templated transcription; chloroplast organization
Source: RefSeq, a predicted model, not a curated record